Molecule: messenger RNA, 3880 nt
Organism: Pelodiscus sinensis (Chinese soft-shelled turtle)
Lineage: Eukaryota; Metazoa; Chordata; Testudines; Trionychidae
Source: RefSeq, a predicted model, not a curated record
GCUUUUCUGGGCCUCCUUGUUCUUCCCAUGUAGUGUGUGAAUAACUGCAUGCCAAAUGCAGGCCUGUGUGUCCUGUGAAAAAGCAGAGACAGUUCAGCUGGACAGUGAGGGGGCCUUCCCAGGACUGACCUCCACAGGAUCCAGCAUCUUUGUCGUCCUUUUGUUUUUAGAAACACACAUGCACAUAGAAAGUGUGCUUGAAAUGAGAUGACCUAAAUAAUGCCCCAUAAAAACAUACAUGGGGAGAAGCAGCGGCAGAGGAAGGAAUCGGGGAGGGGAGCAAGAGAGGGGGCAAAAGUAGCAGGAUGAAGGAGACAGAAGGAAUGGAGGAGGGGGAGGCAGCGGGCAGGUGUUGGACUAGCGGCCCAUCUGGACAUUUCCCUUCCCUGAUGUGUAGGAUCUGAGCUGUCCCAGACCUGCACUGCUUUGUGUGACAAACAGCCCUGACCCUGUCAGCAGGGAAGAGUGUACAGGAAGGAGAGAGCCUGAAAUAGUUUCCUUCUGUCAAUUAAUUAAAAGCUGCUCAAAUUGCUUGGAUUAGCUCACAGUGUAUUCUGGCUAAUUAGGAGUCCUGUCACCCUCGUUACAUCAGAUUAGAAUAUAUUAUAGACACAGAUUUUCCCCAAGGAGACUUAGGGUUAAUCCCCUGUCCUGAGCAGUCCAGCAGGGUGCUCUGAUGGGUCAUGGUCAAUCAGUCUAGUCCAGGGUUCUCAAAUGAGAACAAAUGUUUUUCAUUGUAUCUUGACAUGUAUGUGACAGGCACACACAGAAACAAAUAUUCAACUAUAAAUAAUCCCCAUUUUACAGAUAGAGAAACUGAGGCAUAGGAGGAUGAAAUAGCACCAAAUAGAAUCUAAAUUGUUAGCGGCUCCAAACCCAUCUUUGUACUUCUGGGUUGAGAGCAGCCAAAACACUCUCCCUCCUCCCUCCCCCACCCAUUGGCUAGAGUUUUCCAGGCAGUUUGCUAAUGCUUUCUGUGGGAGUUUAAAACCUGUUACUAUUGCUCUGUCUUCUGUGUAGUGUCCCUUGACAGACUGAAGACUGUGAGCGGGUAGGCGGUCUGGCUGGGAGGGAGCAGGUUAGAGAUCCAGGUGGAAGGGGGUGGGGAACAUGACUGGUGUGAGGGGAAGCAGUGUGUCCCUGAAAUCCUUGUGACAGUGUCAGGAAGAGCAGCUCACCCUGGGUCUAUAAGCAGAGAAGGACACAUGGUUGCCUUGCCUGCCACUGCCUAGUCACGUUCAUUGGUGAUGAGGACAGAACAGCUUGCAAUGAUGGCAGCAGAAGAAGAGCUCAGCAGGCAGAGGCUACCUGGACAAGUCACUGAACUUGUACCUUCCCCAGCCCCUUGGCUCUUGAGUUUUAAGGUGAAAAGGAACUGUUCUGGUAAUUUAGGGUGGUAGCCUCUAUAGCACAGGCCAGACACUCAGAGAACUCCCUAGAGUGUGACCGUCACUGUGAGGCCUAGUGGCUGGUGCUUGGAUUAGACUACAGCAAGGUUGGGCAGUAAGCAGCUUGCAGGCCAGACAUAGUUUGCUGCUGUUGGGCUACCAAAUGCUUGAUUUACCUGAGUGUUCACAGGUAGAGCUGAGCCCAGCUCCCCAGUGGCUGCGGUUCACCAUUCCCAGCCAAUGGAAGCUGCAGCAAGCAGUGGCUCUCAGCUCCCACUACUCGGGGAACCAGUGAAAUGCUGUUUUACACAUACCAUGACCAUAUAACCUUAACUUUCCCCACUGUCAGAUGGCAGCUCCUGCUGGACUAUUCUUCUGGGCUUGGGGAACAUUUGCCUAAAAAACAAGAACCUAAUAACAGGGACUCCUCUAAGCCGUCAUCAGCCUCUUUAAUUGAGAUUGUGCACUGCAAACAAGAAGGGGGCUAGCUCAUUAAUCCCAGUGUGAUUGAUACAUUCCCUAUAUUAACUAUCCUUAUAUUGUUACUGCUCUCCAGGGUGCUGCAUUGAGGGUCCUGUUGGCCUGGAUGAAUUAUAUAGAUGUCCUAAUAUGGAACUGUGUUGUCUGCGAGAGCAAGUGUUAUAAACCUGGUACCUGGUAGUGGCUGGAGCUGUGCAGGGGGACUGGUUAAAGAACAGCCAUGCUGAGACUCCUCUUGCUGCUGCUUCUUGCCAGGCUCCAAAGCUGCAAUCCCAGCCCCCACAAUAUCCUUCCAGAGGAGGAUGCAGAAGAUGUGAGAACAGAGGCGCUGAAGAGACUUUUGGAAGUAUUUGGCAUAGAAGACCCUCCCCGUUCUCCCCACCAUAUCAAGCAGCCUCCGCAAUACAUGGUAGACCUAUACAACACGGUAGCAGGCGCUGAUGGCAUCACCAAAGACCCUGACAUCUUGGAGGGAAACACGGUCCGCAGCUUCUUGGAUAAAAUUCACAGUGAUCAGAUGCAUUUCCUGUUCGUCCUGUCAAGUGUGGCUAAGAAUGAGAGGAUCCUGACAGCAGAACUGCAUCUCUUCCGACUGCGGACUAAGGUGCCCGAGGGGCCUUUGUACAUGAGGCAUCACUUCUGCCAGGUGAGCGUCUAUCAAGUCCUGGACAAGAAUAAACUGGAUUCCUUUGAAGGGAAGAAGCUGCUGGCAGCCAGACUUAUCGCUCUGCAGGGCUCUGGCUGGGAGGUGUUUGGCAUCACACAAGCUGUGCGUGACUGGAUGGAAGAGGACAGCAGUAACCACGGCUUGCUGGUGACUAUCCAUGGCUUGAGGGGUGCACCGGUGGAUCCCAGCAUGGUGCAGUUUGCAUCAGGGAGAGAUCACCAUGAGAGCAAGAAGCCCAUGCUGGUUCUGUUCACUGAUGAUGGCAGGCGAGGAGCUGCUCUGCCUGUCAACAGCCUCCCAGAUUUGAGCUCUCAGACUCUAGAGGUCCCAGCUGAACCACUGGCCCCAGAAGUGACCGGGGUAAGGAAUGCCCGCUCGCUGGAUCGGUUCCUGCCAUGCCAGAGACAGCUCCUCUCUGUGGACUUCGAGGAAAUUGGAUGGUCAGGAUGGAUCAUCUCCCCAAGAAGCUACAAUGCGUAUCACUGCAAAGGGUCCUGCCCCUUUCCUCUGGGUGAGAACAUGAGGCCAACAAACCAUGCCACAGUGCAGUCCAUCAUCAAUGCCCUCAAACUGAGCCAAGGCGUGGGCAGCCCCUGCUGUGUCCCAGACAAGCUCUUCUCCAUCAACCUCCUCUACUUCGAUGAUGAUGAGAAUGUUGUCCUUAAACAGUACGAUGACAUGGUGGCUGGGAGCUGUGGCUGCCAUUGAUACUAUCCCGUAGGAAGAUAUCAAUGGCAAUGGCAAGGAAGAGCCAGGUAAACAAGGAAUCUCCUUCCCUCAAAUGCAAACAUUUCAUCGGCUCCCAGGAGCCAACCUGCCAAGAGCCAGCCUGAGCCUGGGCUGUGCUGCCCUGCUCAGGAACCUGCAUUUUCAUUCCACUUUCAAGAUCAUGUCCUGGGAGAAAGCCAUGCCUCAAGCUGCCAACACUUGGCACAGUGGGGCAAUUACGCUAAAACUGUGCCUAGCUUGUCUAAAACACUUGGGAAAUGCUUAAAGAUAAGAACUAAGCUGGGGAUCCUUCUGUGUGCACCUGCUCCCCUUGGGUGACCUUUGCCACAGGGCUAAAGCCCACUUUCAAAAGCUGUGGGUCUGGUGCAUUUGAAAUAAAAUUCAGGGAAUUGAAUUUCCCAGGCCCCUUCCUGCCUGCAGUCCCACAGUGUGGGGUGGAGAGAACCUGCGGGAAGCAUUGUUCACGGAAAGGCAUCCGUGCAAGGCUGUAUAAUAUGUAUAUAGCAAAAGCACUAAUAUAUGAUGGAAAACUCCUGUACAGUGUGCCUGUAAAUGUCUGUUCAUUGCUGCCAUAUAUCACCUGUCAAAUGAACUGAGAGUAGCUAUUAAACAUAGG